AUUGACUUUUUCAUGUCUAGAAACAUCUUUUUAUUUCCUCUUCACACAUUAUGACUGGAAGCGUUUUUGACUUUGUCACAAAUUUUCCUGUGACUUUAAAUGUGUGUAUCACCAUGCCGCCUUUGAUUGGCUGUUAUAAAUUCCCAUGCACACUCGUUGGUUGUGACGUUUUGUGAGCGCGCCCCUGAUUGGUGCCGUGGAACACUGCACUACUUUUGUUCUUCCCCUUUUAGUUCAUGACUGUUCAGGUCAUGAGACUAAGAUUUCCAUGUCCCUGCGUGCCCAGCCGUCACUUUAGAACCAUAACCUACCAUCUUCUCCAAAUAGCAACGUAGAAAUGUGGUUGGUUCAGCCAGAGCAGCUGCUGUUCCUUUACGUGAUCGGGCUUGUCUCAGGCCUGUCACCUGCAGCUUCACCUUUUCUUCAGGCACCUUUUCGGGCUGUGUGGAAUGCCCCCACUGCCAAUUGCCUCUCACUGUACAGCAUAAACCUCGACACGGAGACACUGGGAAUGGUCUACAAUAAAAACCAGGAGUUAAUGGGCGGAAACAUAACCCUCUUUUACUCUGGAGAACUUGGUCUAUACCCCAGCUACUCUUCUCAGUGGGUGGCUGUUAACGGUGGGGUGCCGCAGAAUGCCAGUCUUGAUACGCAUCUCAAAGUUGCCUCUGAGAACAUCCAAGCCAGUAUCCCUGAUGAAGAUUUCAGCGGCCUUGCUGUGAUUGAUUGGGAGAGCUGGAGGCCUAUAUGGGAGAGAAACUGGGGCAGUAAGCAGGUGUACAAGGAAGGUUCAGAAGCACUAGUGAGGGCCAAGCAUCGGGACUGGAGCCCUGCACAGAUACAAGCUGUGGCCCGGACAGAGUUUGAAGAAGCAGCUAAGAAGUUCAUGGAGCAGACGGUGAGGCUGGGGCAGAAAGAGAGAGCCAAUGGACUGUGGGGUUACUAUGGAUUUCCCGAAUGCUAUAACUACUACGACGACAAAAAAACAGGUUACACCGGACAGUGUCCGGCUGUGGAGAUGAAGAGGAACAAUGAGCUCUUCUGGCUGUGGAACACCUCCUCUGCACUGUACCCUGACAUCUAUCUCAGCCUCAACCUGCGAGGCCUCAGCAAAGAAGUUCUCAUGUUCGUGCAACAUCGAAUCCUGGAAGCCAUGAGGGUAUCGGCACAGGUGACUCCAGUAGAGCCGCCUGUGUUUCCAUACGCGCGCAUCGUCUACACCUAUACUUUAGAUUUCCUCUCUCAGGAACACUUGAUCUACACCAUCGGAGAGAGUGCUGCUUUAGGAUCUGCAGGAAUAGUGCUGUGGGGUGAUCUUUCCUUUUCCAAAACUAAGGCUACAUGCGAAACUGUUAAAUCCUACAUCGAUGAGACUCUGGGUCCUUACGUGGCUAAUGUUACAUCUGCAGCUAUGCUGUGCAGCCAGGCUUUAUGCUCCUCCAAUGGAAGAUGCCAGAGAAGGAACUUAAACUCAAAGGCCUACCUGCACCUCAACCCAGCUGUGUGGAAAGUGACCCGUGAGAAGAAGCCAGACGGGGGGAGGAAUUACAGAGUAGUAGGACAGAUGAAGAUUCGUGACAUAAUGUUCAUGAAUUCUCAGUUUCAGUGCAAGUGCUACCCAGGGUGGAGUGGUAAGAACUGCUCCAAGGUGCAGAAGAAAUCUAAAAAAAAGCCCCAAAGAGCUAAAAUACCCUUGGCUGUAUGAACAUAAAA
Messenger RNA from Thalassophryne amazonica, 1713 nucleotides. It is a transcript of the gene hyal1, whose product is annotated as hyaluronidase 1. Gene Ontology annotation, biological process: carbohydrate metabolic process; hyaluronan catabolic process. The transcript has 4 exons. The coding region runs from base 338 to 1705 and encodes 455 amino acids. NCBI's taxonomy places the organism in Eukaryota, Metazoa, Chordata, Actinopteri, Batrachoidiformes, Batrachoididae. The record is from RefSeq and is a predicted model, not a curated record. Gene Ontology annotation, molecular function: hyalurononglucosaminidase activity.